CCUGAACGUGCAGUUCUAGUGUUUUACAUAUUCCACCCUCUGGAAAUUCUAAUCAGAACCAGAACUGGUCCCGAGCUGUCGAGUUCUUCUCCUGCCUACGUUUCCCAUCAUGCACCUGCCCAGUCUAACCUGGCUGUCUCUUGGUUCCCAUAGCAAUGAAGAGGGGCCGGGUGCUGCCGGUCCUAGUGGGCGGAGUCUUCUGCCUGGCUGUGAUGUCACUGUACCGCAUGCUGGAGCUGAUGCAGGGGGCGGAGCCUGACCGUGGUGGGGGCUCACCUGUCGGCCAGGUGGAGGAAGAUUUGUCCCGCCUCCAGCUGAAAAUCGACAGAUUGGAGCGCCUCCUGGUGGACAACAACCGGCUGGUCGCUCGGCUGCGGGACUCUCUGCUGGUUAGAGAGUCACCUGAGCGAAGGGGCGGGGCCAACGUCAGCUCAAACUCCGCCCACAACCAAGCAGCUGCGCCUCCGGGCUGCUGGAAGGCCGAAGAGAUGAAGGAUGGCGCCGAUGGAGUGCAGCUGCUGGACGUCUACGACCUCUUGCCCUUCGACAACCCCGACGGCGGCGCCUGGAAGCAGGGCUUCCAGAUCAGUUACCAUGGAGACGAAUGGGCGGAGCAGCCGCUGGAGCUCUUCCUGGUUCCCCACUCCCACAACGACCCAGGCUGGCUGAAGACUUUCGACGGCUACUACCAGGACCAGACCAGACACAUACUGGACAACAUGCUGGUCAAACUGGGAGAGGACAGCAGGAGGAAGAUGAUCUGGGCUGAGAUCAGCUACUUCUCCCAGUGGUGGAAUGACAUCGACGACCAGAAGAGGGCGCUGGUCAGACGCCUGGUGGGGGCGGGGCAGCUGGAGCUGGUGACAGGCGGCUGGGUCAUGGCGGAUGAAGCGAACUCUCAUUACUUUGCGAUGCUGGAUCAGCUGAUGGAGGGCCACCAGUGGCUGCAGACUCACCUUGGCGUGAAGCCGAGCAGCGGCUGGGCCAUCGAUCCCUUUGGCCACUCCCCUUCCAUGACGUACCUGCUGAAGGGGGCGGGGCUUAGCAACAUGCUGAUCCAGAGGGUCCACUACUCUGUCAAGAAGCACUUCGCCCAGCAACGGACGCUGGAGUUUCUAUGGCGACAGAGCUGGGACUCCUCCUCCCGCAGUGACAUCACAUGUCACAUGAUGCCGUUCUACAGCUACGAUGUCCCACACACCUGUGGCCCGAACCCGGCCGUCUGCUGCCAGUUCGACUUCCACCGCCUGCCAGGGGGGCGGGUCUUCUGUCCCUGGAGGAUCCCGCCACAGCCAAUCACAGAGCAGAACAUCAAGGAGAGAGCUCUGCUCCUAUUGGACCAGUACCGGCAGAAGUCCCGCCUCUUCCGCUCCUCGGUGCUGCUGGUUCCUCUGGGAGACGACUUCCGCUUCGUGGAGUCCGGGGAGUGGGACGCACAGUUCAGCAACUAUCAGAAGCUGUUCGACUACUUCGACCAGCAUCCCGAGCUACACAUCAAGGUGAGGGCUCACCUGGCAG
Poecilia latipinna (sailfin molly) is the source of this 1518-nucleotide messenger RNA. RefSeq names its product alpha-mannosidase 2-like. Gene Ontology annotation, biological process: mannose metabolic process; protein deglycosylation; N-glycan processing. Lineage: Eukaryota; Metazoa; Chordata; Actinopteri; Cyprinodontiformes; Poeciliidae. Gene Ontology annotation, cellular component: Golgi membrane. Gene Ontology annotation, molecular function: alpha-mannosidase activity. The transcript has 9 exons. The record is from RefSeq and is a predicted model, not a curated record. The annotation marks the transcript as partial.